AUGGCUUCAGAACUUACGCAUCCCUCGUACAAGAUAGUGCCUUAUCAACCCAGAAACAUGGAUGGGCCUUUCCCCUACACCAAAGCCGAGCUCACGCCUACAGACCGCUCACCGGACACUGCUUUCUAUUCGCAGCCGCGUUUUGUCACGCACAUUGACGACAACGCUAUUGUGUCACUGAAGGAAUACUACGAUUCAGAACUCCCACAGGAGAGUGAUUCACAGUCUGUCGACGCCCGCCGUCCUGUCCGAAUUCUGGACAUUUGCUCUUCCUGGGUUUCGCAUUAUCCGCCACGGAUUGUGAAAGCUGCCUCAGCGUUCUACAGCCCAGCCAGUGCUGCAUCGACUUAUAGUCCAAGAACCGAAGAGCCGCCUCCAUCCCAGACAGCUGCUCCAAAGAGCUCUCCCAUUCAAUGUUACGGCACGGGUCUCAAUGCCAGCGAGUUGGCUGCAAAUCCAGCCUUGAAUCCGACCGCGUCUGGACGUGCACGAGACGGCGAGGCUGUUGCAGAGAAGCGCUGGUGGGUACAAGACCUGAAUGACGAGUCUGAAUUGUCACCUCCGGAGCAAUUGAAAACGUCACUGGGCAGGCAGCCAGAAGAGUCGCCGACGAGUCCAACGCAAUAUGGACUCUUUGACGCUACCACGUGCGUGGUGUCUAUUGACUACCUGACCAACCCCACAGCGGUACUGAGAUCCAUCCUUGACCUUACUGUUCCGAAUGGGACCGUCCAUCUUGCCAUCAGCAACAGAUGUUUCCCAACCAAAGCUGUGAGGAGGUGGCUCGAGAUCAGCGAGCAAGAGCGAUUGGAAAUGGUAGGGGACUACUUGUGGUGGAGCGGCUGGCGUGAGAUCGAGAUCGUGGAGGUCGUCGGGCAAGCGCAAGGUAGUCGAUGGAGUCUGAGCUCAUGGAACGACCCGCUUUGGGUGGUAAGAGCUCGAAAAGUGGCCGAAGACGCACCUCGCAGCACUGGUACCGUCACCACUUGA
Molecule: messenger RNA, 990 nt
Organism: Cyphellophora attinorum
Lineage: Eukaryota; Fungi; Ascomycota; Eurotiomycetes; Chaetothyriales; Cyphellophoraceae
Exons: 1
Coding region: 1-990 (329 amino acids)
Source: RefSeq, a predicted model, not a curated record